This is a messenger RNA of Cylicostephanus goldi, 275 nucleotides long. NCBI's taxonomy places the organism in Eukaryota, Metazoa, Nematoda, Chromadorea, Rhabditida, Strongylidae. The record is from the annotation of a GenBank genome assembly.
AUGCAACGGCUUCAAUCAGCUAGGACAGCAAUAGAGGAAGGAGACCCCAUUGCUGCAUCGCAGUUAACAGGGGGAGGAGGAGGAGGUGGAGGAGGAGGUAGUGCUGGAGGUGGUGCUCGUUCCGCUCCUGCAAGAUCUCCUGCAAUGGCCAGAGCACGUGCGCAAGCUGCAGCACGUGCACGGAGUAGGACUGCGGAUGGUCAAACACGAGGUGAGUUCCCCCUUUUGCUUUUUUUGCAUAAAGAAACUCCGUGGGUGAAGCCUUUGAUGUAAAC